UGUGACGGCGUGCUAUAACAAGGCUGACGGGCCAGUUAGUCGUUUCACUCCAAAUCUCACGUCGACACCUUAAGAGUCUCAGUGAGCUAGGACAGUUAUUUUGUUAAAACUUCGUUUUGUGUUGUUGUUUUUUUACUCUUCAUAAACAAUCAUGCGUGAGUGUAUCUCUAUCCACGUUGGUCAAGCUGGAGUCCAGAUAGGCAAUGCCUGCUGGGAGCUUUACUGUCUUGAGCACGGCAUUCAGCCGGAUGGUCAGAUGCCGUCAGACAAAACCAUCGGAGGUGGAGACGACUCCUUCAAUACCUUCUUCAGCGAGACAGGGGCCGGAAAACACGUUCCCCGCGCCGUCUUUGUGGAUCUCGAGCCAACAGUCAUCGAUGAGGUUCGAACUGGUACCUAUCGCCAGCUCUUCCAUCCCGAGCAGCUGAUCACAGGCAAGGAGGAUGCCGCCAACAACUACGCUAGAGGUCACUACACCAUCGGUAAAGAAAUCGUCGACCUCGUUCUUGACCGCAUCAGGAAGCUAGCUGACCAGUGUACUGGACUCCAGGGGUUUCUCAUCUUCCACUCUUUUGGAGGCGGCACCGGGUCUGGGUUCACCUCCUUGUUGAUGGAGAGGUUGUCUGUUGACUAUGGCAAGAAGUCUAAAUUGGAAUUCGCAAUCUAUCCUGCUCCUCAGGUUUCAACAGCUGUUGUCGAGCCCUACAACUCCAUCUUGACCACUCACACUACAUUGGAACACUCAGACUGCGCCUUCAUGGUGGACAACGAGGCCAUCUACGACAUCUGCCGCCGUAACCUUGACAUUGAGCGCCCCACCUACACCAACUUGAACCGCCUCAUAGGCCAGAUUGUCUCCUCCAUCACUGCUUCCCUCAGGUUUGAUGGCGCCCUCAACGUAGACCUCACAGAGUUCCAGACCAACUUGGUGCCUUAUCCACGUAUCCACUUCCCACUGGCCACCUACGCACCUGUCAUCUCAGCUGAGAAGGCUUAUCAUGAACAGCUGUCAGUGGCUGAGAUCACCAACGCCUGCUUUGAGCCAGCCAAUCAGAUGGUCAAGUGUGACCCACGUCAUGGCAAGUACAUGGCCUGCUGUAUGUUGUACAGAGGUGAUGUUGUCCCCAAAGAUGUCAAUGCUGCCAUUGCCACCAUCAAGACCAAGAGAACCAUCCAGUUUGUUGACUGGUGUCCAACUGGCUUCAAGGUGGGUAUCAACUACCAACCCCCAACUGUUGUACCAGGAGGUGACCUGGCCAAAGUCCAGCGUGCAGUCUGCAUGUUGAGCAACACCACAGCCAUAGCCGAGGCCUGGGCAAGACUUGACCAUAAGUUUGACUUGAUGUAUGCUAAACGUGCUUUCGUUCACUGGUAUGUGGGUGAAGGUAUGGAGGAAGGUGAGUUCUCGGAGGCUCGUGAGGACUUGGCUGCCCUGGAGAAAGACUACGAGGAGGUUGGUGUGGACUCUGUGCAGGGUGAAGGGGAGGAGGAAGGAGAGGAGUACUAAAAACUACUAAAUUGAAUACUUAACACAUGAACAUUCCAACAUCUGAACAGCAUACAUCUAAACACCCAACACCUGAUUACCCAACAUUUAACCACCCAACACCUAACUCACGAUCAUCCAACAUCUAAACAUCUAACAUUUGAAUACCCAUCAACUGAUCACCUCCACCUAACCACCCAACGUUCAACACCUUAUCACCAAACAUCAUUACGCCUACAUAUUAAUCAAACUGUGUAAUUAAGGAUCAGUUAUUAACUAAAUGAAAAAGGAGGUUAAAAAGCUUGCCAGAUUUCUGUAUAUUUAAAAAAAAACACUAACAACGAAAAACGUGUAAUUAAAUGUGAGAAAAAAUAAAGAAGAAUCAAUACUGA
Molecule: messenger RNA, 1878 nt
Organism: Biomphalaria glabrata
Lineage: Eukaryota; Metazoa; Mollusca; Gastropoda; Planorbidae
Product: tubulin alpha-1A chain
Exons: 7
Coding region: 152-1507 (451 amino acids)
Biological process (GO): microtubule cytoskeleton organization; mitotic cell cycle
Cellular component (GO): microtubule; cytoplasm
Molecular function (GO): GTP binding; structural constituent of cytoskeleton
Source: RefSeq, a predicted model, not a curated record